CAACUAGUCCCAAUCUAGCCUGAAAAAUUCAACUCAGUUUAAAUUCUCAUCGAAUCCUUCACAAAAUAUUAUUAGCAUCUUGGUCUGAAAAUUCCCCAAUCGGAAAUCCACACCCUCCGACCACCGCACCUCCGCCGGAGCUCCGAUCGUUGACUUCUUUUGCGACGACAACUUCAAGAAUCGGCGGAGCUUUUUCGUCAAUGUUUUUCUUCGUGUUUUCUUAACACUUAUUCGUCAGUUUUAACAAUGAAAAACGUUGGUGAGAAUGAGGCUGAUGUGGAGAGUGGAAGGUUUGAUAAAGAUAGAGAAAGGAGUUCAAAGACUAGUAGGAUAAAAGUCAACAAUCAGGCACUGUUAUCGGGCCUUGCUUAUUGUCUGUCAUCAUGUAGCAUGAUAUUGGUUAACAAAUAUGUCCUCUCUAGCUAUGAUUUUAAUGCCGGGAUCUCUUUGAUGCUCUACCAGAACUUUGUGUCAGUAUUGAUAGUGUCGAGUUUGAGCAUACUCGGUGUAAUAUCAACAGAACCACUUACGUGGAGAUUGAUUAAAGUUUGGUUGCCUGUGAACGUUAUAUUUGUUGGGAUGUUAGUUACAAGCAUGUUUAGUUUGAGGUACAUUAAUGUUGCCAUGGUCACAGUGUUGAAGAAUUUUACCAACGUGAUAACCGCAGUUGGUGAAAUGUAUCUAUUCAACAAGCACCAUGAUAACAGAGUAUGGGCGUCACUUUUCUUGAUGAUCAUAUCAGCAAUCUCUGGAGGGAUAACGGAUCUUUCAUUUAACGCUGUUGGUUACACAUGGCAGAUUAUAAAUUGCUUUCUAACAGCAUCGUAUUCUUUAACACUUCGUCGGGUGAUGGAUACAGCGAAACAAGUGACAAAAUCUGGUAACCUGAAUGAGUUUUCAAUGGUUUUACUUAACAACACAUUGUCCUUGCCUUUAGGACUUCUGUUGAUCUAUGUAUUCAAUGAGGUGGAUUAUCUUUAUAGCACACCGCUUUUGAGGAUGCCCACAUUCUGGGUUGUGAUGACGUUUAGCGGAUUUCUUGGGUUAGCAAUUAGUUUCACUUCUAUGUGGUUUCUUCAUCAAACAGGGGCAACUACUUACAGCUUGGUGGGAUCACUGAACAAGAUUCCCCUCUCGGUUGCUGGAAUUGUUUUAUUUCACGUCCCCACUAGUUUGGAGAACUCCGCCAGCAUCUUAUUUGGGUUGAUCGCAGGCGUGUUCUUUGCCCGAGCCAAGAUCAAGGAGAGAACCCAAUCUUGAAAAAGAAAAACAAAGAUCAUUAAACAUGAUUCGUGAUCAGUUUGGAGAAGUCGAUAUAUUUGAAGUUUGUCAUUCUUGUUUUCAUACGGAGAUAUGUUCUCGUGUUCUAGGCAAUUUUGUACACUAAGAAACAACAUUAAAGAUGAUUUUCGUGAAAGUAGUAUAUUUUGUAGAAAACUAUAUUGGUGAUUUUGAAAGUUGUUAUUGAAGGCACAUCACAUGAUAA
This is a messenger RNA of Helianthus annuus (common sunflower), 1486 nucleotides long. RefSeq names its product GDP-mannose transporter GONST1. Gene Ontology annotation, cellular component: Golgi apparatus. Bases 247 to 1260 code for a protein of 337 amino acids. The record is from RefSeq and is a predicted model, not a curated record. Gene Ontology annotation, molecular function: antiporter activity; GDP-mannose transmembrane transporter activity. The transcript has 9 exons. NCBI's taxonomy places the organism in Eukaryota, Viridiplantae, Streptophyta, Magnoliopsida, Asterales, Asteraceae.